AUGAAUACAACCACAAUCACACCAACUCGCGGCUGGGUGGAGGAACCAAGAGGACGCGGCUCAUGGAGUAUUCUGUCAACUUGUCUGCUGACCAUUUCCCUAUGCUGCUGGGCCUCCGUGUGCCCAAACAUUCCCGCCAAAUCGGAGGGCACAUGGGCGCGCUUGAGGGAUAAAAUCCACCUCGCGCUGCUUGCAAUCCUCGGGCCGGAGUUCCUCCUCAUGGUGGCGAUGGGACAGUGGUCCUCUGCCAGGAGAUCUGUCAAGGGAUUUCGAAAGUUGUAUGAGACAAAACGGCUCGCAAACAACGACUGGACCAUGACGCACGCGUUCUAUGCAGAUAUGGGCGGCUUUCUCCUCGAUGGGCCUGGGAUAGACGCUCCGUUCCCGAUCGAUGCAAAGCAGCUGCUCUUUCUCGUCGAGCAGGGGUAUUUGGUGUAUCCACGAAUCAGUCGGGAAGAUAUCGGGGACAGGGAUAAAUCGGAUAGAGUGACGAGGGUUUUUACCGUCUGCCAGGGCGUGUGGAUGAUGCUCAACUGUAUACUGCGAGCCACCCAGGGUCUUGCCCUGACCACGCUCGAGCUGACCACCAUAUCCUUCGUUAUCGUCUUCGUAGCGACAUCCUUCUGCUGGUAUCACAAGCCGUCGGAUGUGACGACGACCCGCACACUCAGUCUCUCAACUCACAUCGAUCUGAUAAGAGCCGUGCAUUGCCCUCGCGAUCAAGUCGAGUGGUACACCAACCCUCUCGACUUCCUCCAGCCCAAAUUCUACAUGCUGCAGAUGUUCUGGAUCUACUACAACCAACUGCUGGCGCGACUCCACUGCCCCAUCUUUAGCCGCCGCGUCACGACAAGACCAUACAACCGCAUCCCGAGCGACGAGUUCCGCCAGGCGGGACUUCUCGGCGAAGCGAUCGCCUUCCCGUUUAUCGUCGCCUUUGGCGGGGUCUUCGCCUUUGGGUGGCGUUUCCACUUCCCGUCCGAGGCUGAGCGAAUCCUCUGGCGCAUCGCCGCGAGCUAUACACUGGGCUAUUCGAUACUGGGGUGUUUCUGUAUGAAACUUUGCGAUGACAUUAUCCUUCCGCGAUACAUCAAGAGGAGGGCAAGGCGGACAACAAGGGCGAGAGAUGCCGAAGCGCAGGAAACGUCGUUCAGUCGUCUGGUUUCGAGGGUUAGGUAUCUUGACCCGUCCAAGGAUCCUCGAUUAGAGAUUCCACUGGAGGCGCUUUUCUUGAUUUCGUCGCUUUGCAUUGUGUACUGCGUCUGCCGAGCGUAUAUUCUCGCCGAGGACUUUGUCGGCCUGCGCGAGUUGCCUGCUUCUGCCUUUCGGACUGUGGCGUGGUCGAUCUAUGUGCCGCACUGGUGA
This is a messenger RNA of Aspergillus calidoustus, 1365 nucleotides long. Lineage: Eukaryota; Fungi; Ascomycota; Eurotiomycetes; Eurotiales; Aspergillaceae. The record is from the annotation of a GenBank genome assembly.